AUUGAAAUUGGAGUCUCCUCAGUUCCGUGACGUCAAAAAUGGCGUCGGGUGAUCGGAAAUCCCCAGAGAAAACGACUCAGCCGUUGUCACCACCGACGCCGAUCGAGCAGAAAAAUGGAACUCCGACGAAGCGUGUGUUGGUCACUUCCCUUUUAGCAGGUGUUAUUGGAGGAGGAGUUGGUUUAGUGUCCAAACACCGGAAAGCUCAUCCCAAUAUUCCUACUGUUUACGCUACUAAUUGUGCUAUUGUCGCCGGUUGCUAUUGCGGAGCUCGUGAAUUUGUGAGAAUAACUCGAAGAACAGAGCAUGAUGAUUUGAUGAACUCAGCUAUUGGAGGACUUUUCAGUGGUGCAUUGCUUGGACGACUUCAAGGAGGUCCUCAGGGUGCAAUUCGCUACUCACUAGUUUUUGCAGCUGUGGGCACAGCAUUUGAUUAUGCUACCCUAAAAGCAAAACCAAUGUUAGAGAGCUACCGUAACAUGGAGUCAUUCAAGUUACCUGAAUGGUCUCCUAUUAAAAUCCUCGACGAAGAAGCUUUAGCAAAGAAGAAAGCUCAAGAAGAGAAAAUAUUCCCGGAAAGAGUCCUUGGCAAAUUGAACAAGGAACAGUCUUGACCAACUUAGAUUACUUAUUUCUUUUGCCCCCAUAAUAUUUCUGAAGUUGGGAUUUUUGUUUGUGGGUUUGCUGUUUCGUGAAAGUAAUUCCAAACCUUUUAGAUGAGACUUGAGGAAGAUUUUUUUUGUUUUGUUUUGAGUUUCCUCAGAAAACCUCUUAGUUGUAUUCUGACCUACCAAUAAGCGUAUAGAGAUAUAUUUCAUGGUUGCUUAUGGGCAUACCUACAAA
This is a messenger RNA of Capsella rubella, 843 nucleotides long. RefSeq lists its product as uncharacterized. The record is from RefSeq and is a predicted model, not a curated record. Gene Ontology annotation, biological process: protein insertion into mitochondrial inner membrane. The coding region runs from base 39 to 614 and encodes 191 amino acids. NCBI's taxonomy places the organism in Eukaryota, Viridiplantae, Streptophyta, Magnoliopsida, Brassicales, Brassicaceae. The transcript has 4 exons. Gene Ontology annotation, cellular component: TIM22 mitochondrial import inner membrane insertion complex. Gene Ontology annotation, molecular function: transmembrane protein transporter activity.